UCACUACACUACUAUGUGACAUAUUCAGACACAAGGCGGGAAUUUGCUCGUUUUUUUGGUUGCAUAAAAAUCAGAACCAAAAAAAAGCCCAUUGAGCGGCGGUGCGCGGAGCCCUCAGUGCAGGAGCUGGUAGCGGUGCAGACGGUGCACGAGCCGGGCUGGCAGAGCUCCCGCCAUGGUCGCCGUUCACGCUUCUCAUUCUUCCUCCUGUGCAGAGUGGAUUGCCUGUCUAGAUAAAAGGCCAGUGGAGCGUUCAGGAGAAGACGUAGACAUAAUAUUCGCCCGUCUGAAAGCAGUGAAGGCUUUCGAGAGAUUCCAUCCUAAUUUACUUCAGCAGAUCUGUUUCUGUGGAUAUUAUGAAAGCUUGGAAAAGGGCGUUACGUUGUAUCGCCAGGGAGACAUUGGUACAAGUUGGUAUGCGGUGCUCACAGGCUCCUUGGAUGUCAAAGUGACUGAAACUAACAGCCAUCAGGAUGCUGUUGUUAUUUGCACGCUGGGAGUCGGUACUGCUUUUGGAGAGUCAAUACUGGAUAACACCCCCCGACAUGCCACCAUUGUUACCCGGGAAUACAGCGAACUCUUACGGAUUGAGCAGAAGGAGUUUAAAGCGCUGUGGGAGCUAUACACAGAAAAGAUGCAAAGAAGGAUCCAUCACACAUUGGCCACCAACGGCGCCCAAUGGACACCAUGGACUUAUGGUGUGCCAAGUUUCCCUCCUGGUGUCUCCACCGUUCUUUCCAUCAGACGUGACAGAACCUGUGAUGUAGGCUCCUGUAAGAGCCUCCGAUGA
This is a messenger RNA of Bufo gargarizans (Asiatic toad), 790 nucleotides long. Its product is annotated as rap guanine nucleotide exchange factor 4-like. The transcript has 5 exons. Gene Ontology annotation, molecular function: cAMP binding. The record is from RefSeq and is a predicted model, not a curated record. Gene Ontology annotation, biological process: spermatogenesis. Lineage: Eukaryota; Metazoa; Chordata; Amphibia; Anura; Bufonidae. The coding region runs from base 176 to 790 and encodes 204 amino acids.